GUGCGGCCCGGCCGGCAGAUGGCGCUGCAGACAGACGCUGCUGUUCAGGCUCAGGGAGCACUUCCUCCCAUGUGAGCGGCACAGGCAGAAACUCGCAGGGUGACAGAUACCCAACGCGCUGAAACGUAGCUAUGGAGGAUAUCGUUGUUCGCCUGGAAAUUAGGAAACAUAUGCAGACCGCUAGUCUCAUUUUGGGCGGCUUAGAUGGCUUUCCGGUAGAUGUGUCUCUAGGCCCGUCAUAUUUACAGAUCCAAACUUCUGAGCAAUGCGAGAGGUUCUGUAUUCCUGCAGAAGUAAAGCUGCUUCCUUCAUCUUGCCGUUUAGUGCAGCAGAUUGCAGGAGAAGGAUUACACAUGCGGCUGAAGGUGGAAGCUGCCAACGAUACAGACAUGCCUCUGUUGCUGAAGGAAAUCCUGAAGACUCAGAAAAGCUACACUUUUUACUGUCAGUCAUGUGGAGAGCUCAUAAUCAGAAAACAACAGUUCUGUAGAGUUCUUCCACUACCUAGUGAAAACUGGAGCUCCCUGGUUGAAGAAUGGUGCUGCCACCCUGAUCCCUUUGCCAAUCGCAAUUGCUUGCCCAAGGUUAACGACUGUUUUCUGGGAGACACUUUCCUUUUGUUGAACAAAGUAAAUAUUUCAGACCCCCUUGUAGAGAAUAAUGAGAAGUCAUCUGUUCCUCGUUUGGCUGAUGCUAAUGCCUUGAAAUCAAAGGAAAAUACCAAAGUCAUUUGCAAACGAUGCAAGGCAAUGCUGGGAGAGAAGGUGUCAUCAGAUGCUAUCAAGUACUAUAUCACAGAAAUAAUGAUUCAGCCAUCAAGCCAAGGUUAUAACAUGAUCUCAAGAAUGGAGUUUUUGGAAAGUAUUUUAGUGCGACUUCUCAUGGAACACUCUAUCUGUAGGAGUAGUUUUCGGUUCUGCAUUCAGGAGUCAGAUGGCAAGCACUUUUUUUUGCUUUGGCUUUUGAAUUCGGAUACAUUAUUAGUGGAAUCACCAAGAAAGCCUGGGACUGUGAAUAAUUCUUUCUUCUCUGACAAUAAUGUUGUGUCUUCCACAAGAGCACUAGAGGCUAAAAAUGCCAUACGGGUACUCUUCUUACCUUGCUCAGAAAACAGAAACAAAGAGCUUGCUGAUAAGUGGAUGAAUGAUACCGGUGCUCAUUCAUUAACGUUCCCUCUAAACACAUGCUUGGAACUUAUCCUGCUGCUGUCUCUCAACAACACAUCCUUGCCUAUCUCCCUGCGUUUCAUGAAUAGCUGGCAGGUUGCUUAUUUGAAGAUGUGACGAUUUACCUAAACAACUCAUGCUACACAUGGCAGCAGUGAAGUUUCCCAGCAAGAGACAAUAAAUGAGAUUGCUACAUGUACUAAAGGGAUAGGGGUUAGUCUCUGUGUGGAAUCAGUCAUGUUGACUUGUUUGUAUUUGUAAAUGUUUGACAGUUCAUAUUUAGCUACUAUAGAAAACCUGAUAUCUAUAGUAUCAUUCAUGAUUUCCACUCUUGUCAGCUGCAAAGCAAAAUGUCAUGUCAUGGGACCAUGAUCUGGCAAUAUAGCAGCCUACUAAAAUAAGAAGGUAACUUGAUAGUUUAUGAAAAAAAAAAAAAAGUAAACAAGAACAAAAACUGUUUUAUUUUUAAUAAAAUAUAUGUUGUUCUCUAUUGAGAGCUAAGUUCCAGUGUUUGUACUCUUUCCAGUCUCUAAAGUCUAUGGUAUAUGAGCAGCAAUUUGAUUCAAUAUAGGUUGAUAUUUGAUUUAAGACAUUGAUAUUUUAUCAAUUAUUUAGAUAGCAGCUGUUGGCAGAAUUAAAUAUGAGAUACGUUUAGCUAAUGUUACACUUAUUCUCUUUACUCUUGUUCAAUUUUUUUUCAGAUUAAAAAUAAAUAAAAUAUGUUCCCUGUUUGGAAAAGCAAGAGACUGUAGCAAUUUGCACACAUGUUUAAUAUGUUCCAUUCCUUUUGAAUUCUUUUCCAUUAAGAAUAUAUGGGGUUUUGUGAAAAUGUUGGUAGAAAUCUGGCUUUUUAUUUUUUUUAAUUAUAGAUUAGCAGAGAUCAGUUAUAUUAGAGAGCAGUCUUCAUGAGCAUAAUAUUUGCUAAAUAUAGGCAUUUCUACAAAACUGUAUUUUCUCUGUCUGUCUGUAACUUAAUAAUUUAUUGCUCUGAUCUAACAGUAUACAUGUUGUGCCAUUCCAGCUUCAUUUGUAUUUUGCCUGAUGAAGGCCCUUAGAGCUCCAAAGCUUGCAAUGUAUUUCUAUUGUUAGCCAAUAUAGGUACCAUUUCUACAACACUUUUGUAUUUUUGUUUUUUAUUCAUUAAUUUUGCUACUGGCUAACACAGCACCACCGUUUUUGUUUUAUGGGAAGACUAGAUAUUCAGGCUGUGGAUGAAGUCAUUUUUAUAACUCAACUUUCCAGUCUUUGCAAUCAAUAUGACUUGAUUCAGCUAUGCCCCUGCCUGAUAUGGUUUUAAAGGGGUGCAUUGUUUCAACCCUGUACAUGGGUUAGUACUCUGCUCAAUCCAUAAAGAGUUGAUGAGUGCCCACUGUACGGCCCACUUCAGCUUUAACAUAGGAAUCCUCUCUAACAACAAAUGAGAUGAAGUGCAUUCUUUGAAAAGGCACAGUGAAGAAAAUGUAGUUUAAAAAAAAAAUCCUUUAGAAUGCUGAUAAAAACACAAGCUCUAACAACAAAUCAAAUUAGUGAAAAAUGGGAUUUAACAAAUAAUUUUGAAUAUGGAAAAUACACUUCUCAUUAACUUGUAUAGAUAAUUGUCAUGUUUUAUGUGCAGGUUAAUCCACCCCUGUGCUCAGCACUAUGUAUUUUUAAAUUAUAAAGUGGGGGUUCAAAGAGCAUGUGACCACAUAAUCAGCACAGACAAAGAUUCCUCACUCUCACCCAUAGCACUUUUCUUAAAGCAAAUCUGUGAGCAACUAAUAAUACCAUUCCUUUAAAUACAUUUAGGAUUGUUUGUAAUAUAUUUAAGAUCACCAACUAUGUACAAUUCUAAGAGAAUGUGCUCCCACAUUGCACCCUACAUUGUACAUUGUGCAGGUUAACUAUCGGCACACAAGGUAACUUAGAUUAUAUUUCCUAUAACACCAAUAUUGCUAUAAAAUAUCUGAUUACUGUGCAGGGAUAAUUUCUGAAAGUCAAACCAGAGGAUGUAUUAUAUGUAUGAAUUUCACUGCAUGUACAAAAUGUAUCUUAUUAAAAAAUUUGCACCAAUUUG
Molecule: messenger RNA, 3222 nt
Organism: Xenopus tropicalis (tropical clawed frog)
Lineage: Eukaryota; Metazoa; Chordata; Amphibia; Anura; Pipidae
Gene: ube3d
Product: ubiquitin protein ligase E3D
Exons: 10
Coding region: 132-1283 (383 amino acids)
Molecular function (GO): ubiquitin protein ligase activity
Source: RefSeq, a predicted model, not a curated record